AGAUUCAUAUACACUCGUCUUCUCCGCCGAGAUCCUCGAAGCAAAAAAAAAAGAAAAAAAGAAAAAAUGGAAGACGAACUCGUUGCAGAAAAUGGCAAAAUUGAGAUCCCCAAAGAUGCUUCCAUUUGCGGAUUCGAUUCUCUGCACCGCCUCCUCCAAUCUAACCUUUCUCCUCACCUUUUUCAGGAAGUUAGCCGACUGAUUAUUGGGCUUAACUGCGGAAGAGCACUGGAUACUGUUGCUAUUCCGGAGCUUGCAAAAUCUCUUUCUUCAAAACAUGAUUUUGAUCUUCAGUCAUUUGCAUUUCACGCUGAAAGGGAGUCGAUGAGAGAACCUCGUAUUGUGAGGGUGGGGUUGAUUCAGAACGCCAUUGCUCUCCCAACAACGGCACCGCUAUUGGACCAGAAAAGGGGCAUUUUUCGGAAAUUGACGCCUAUUAUUGAAGCUGCCGGCAAUUCAGGAGUCAAUAUAUUAUGCUUACAGGAAGCAUGGACGAUGCCGUUUGCGUUUUGCACUCGCGAGAAGAAAUGGUGCGAAUUCGCAGAGCCAGUAGAUGGAGAAUCGACGCAGUUUCUUCAGGGCUUUGCGGAAAAAUACAACAUGGUUAUCAUAAGUCCGAUUCUUGAACGGGAUGUGAAACAUGGGGAGGUUAUUUGGAAUACUGCUGUGAUUAUUGGAAACAAUGGCAACAUAAUUGGAAAACACAGGAAGAACCAUAUACCUAGAGUUGGGGAUUUUAACGAAAGUACGUAUUACAUGGAAGGAAAUACAGGGCAUCCUGUAUUUGAGACAGCUUAUGGAAAGAUUGCGGUCAAUAUAUGUUAUGGGAGACACCAUCCUCUGAACUGGUUAGCUUUUGGCUUAAACGGUGCCGAGAUUGUUUUUAACCCGUCGGCAACUGUUGGUGAACUCAGUGAACCCAUGUGGCCCAUUGAGGCACGCAAUGCAGCAAUAGCAAACAGUUACUUCGUUUGUUCGAUCAAUCGGGUGGGGACCGAAGUCUUCCCAAACCCGUUCACCUCAGGGGACGGUAAGCCACAGCACACAGAUUUCGGACACUUCUACGGCUCGAGCCACGUGUCAGCACCUGAUUCGUCGUGCACACCUUCUCUGUCCCGUUACAAGGAUGGCUUGCUGGUAACGGAAAUGGAUCUCAAUCUCUGCAGGCAACUGAAAGACAAGUGGGGGUUUCGAAUGACUGCAAGGUACGAGAUUUACGAUGAUUUGUUUGCUCGAUAUGUGAAGCCUGAUUUUGAGCCACAAGUCAUUUCUGAUCCUUUGUUGAACAAGAAGACCUCUUGAAAGAGAAGAAGGAAGAAAGAAGGGUAAAUUACAACCAUCACCCUGAAGUAAAGUCUAUCUACAAAAACCCCCUCAUGUUUUAGAAAUUACAUCCAGCCCCCUGCAGUUUGUAAGUUUCUUACAUUCACCCCUUCAAAAGGGCGUUAAUGUAGGAAAUCUACAAAUUGCAGGCGGGUGAAUGUAAUUAUAAAAAAUGAGGGUUUUUUUUCUCGUAUUUAUACCUUACCUCAAGGGGCGGUUGUAAUUUACGGGAAGAAGAAAACUGAAAGUUGGCUGUUGAAAUAGUGGUUGUAAUUUGUAAAUAGUUGAAGUUUUUUGGUUAAAAAUAAAUGGUGGUUGUAAUUUAAUGCAGUUGUGGUAAUUGUGGGAUUUAUUGAAUUUCACUUCUUGAUUGUUUAUCCCACGUUAUUGUUCGUUUCAAAAUGUGUAAGUAUAUGUAAAUACAACAAAAAACAUUUAACUAGAUUA
Erythranthe guttata (spotted monkey flower) is the source of this 1770-nucleotide messenger RNA. Its product is annotated as beta-ureidopropionase. NCBI's taxonomy places the organism in Eukaryota, Viridiplantae, Streptophyta, Magnoliopsida, Lamiales, Phrymaceae. Gene Ontology annotation, molecular function: beta-ureidopropionase activity. The record is from RefSeq and is a predicted model, not a curated record.